GACCUCUAUAGCACACAGAUCCAGACAUGGCUCCUACAACCACUGCAGCAAUGACCAACUCUCAGGAGCAUCUCACUCUGACACACAAGCUCAGAAAACCUCUGGUGGAGAAGUUACGCAGAGAGCGAAUCAACAGCAGCAUUGAGCAGCUCAAGUCUCUCCUGGGUCCAGAGUUCCUCAAACAGCAGCCAGACUCCAAGCUGGAGAAAGCAGACAUCCUGGAGAUGACAGUUUGUGUCCUGAGACGACUGCAGCAGCAGAAUCAAGCUGUGGACUCAGCAGCUGUCAAUCAGGGCUACUCCAGGUGUGUCCAAGAGGUGACACACUUCCUGUCCAAAGAGCAGAUAAAGACACAGUCCCAGAGAAGACUGCUGAACCACUUCAACAAGCUGCAGUCUUCCUCUGAUAACAACCUGAGAGAGGCUGACUUCUCUCCUCUGAGCUCCACAGUCCAGACCAGCAUCACCACAGACAAGAGUCCAGUCAACAGCGCCCUCUGGAGGCCGUGGUAGACACCUACAGACUGGACUUACUGCCAGACAAAGUGAGACCACCAUACUGGUCAAAGAUUACUGGAACUGAAUUCUAUGAAAUCUUUGAAUUUUCAUUGAUUUGUUCUCCUGUUUGUACAGAAGGUUGUACUUUUUUUCCAUUUUCUUUGUUCAAAAUGGCAUUUCCUGAGGAAAUGACAGCAACAAUAUCUUUCAAUUUAAGAAAGAGAACAUCUUGUCAUGCAUGUUGCAUGAAACAAAUCUGAUUGCAUCUGCAAUUAUCAUCACUAUGCCUCAAUUGACAAUAUGUAUCAAUUGGGUGUUAUUAGCUAUUUGUUAUGUUCCGAUUGUUAUUGAUAAUUUUGAUCAGAAACUUUAACUGUUCUUUUCAAGGACAUAUUGUCAGUAUGAAUCUUUAUCUGUUUAAUCUCUGAUGAUCAAAACUGAUCUGUUGUUAGAUCCAAAUGUUUAUCCUUUUCUUUAAAGGUUUGUUUAAUGUCACAAUUUACCUGUGAUACUUUAAUGCUCCCUGCACAUCAUAUGUUGGUACGAUAUAGUGCAUGGAGAAAUGUAUUACCUCUUGAUAGGUAAUGAUUAUUUUGAGUUGAUCAAAAAUCUUAAAUGUCCUUUUUAUGGACAUUUUGUACACAGUGGCCAUGAUUUUAUAGUUGACUUUAUCUCACUUUAUGUGAUAUUUUAAAAAUGAUCUGUUUUAAGAUCAAUUUAUUUCUCCUUUUACUGCAAAAAAUGUUUAAUGUCACACUGUCACAGUUAUCCAGUGACAAUGUAACAUUUUGAGAAUCAAUCGAAUUUAGUGGUUAUUAAAAACAAUGUGACCCAUUUUAAGGUCAGUUUAUAGUAUUUUUUUAUUUUGUUUAUUAAAUACAACUGUUGUAAUACAUUUGGAAAAAAAGGUCAAAGUAAAGUGAGUACUGUGUACUCAAAUAUUGUGAGUCAUUUGUCUUUUAUAAAGACAGUUGUUCCUUUACUCUCUGUGAGUACAGUGUGUCUCGUACAAACCUACAUGUUGUUGUGAUGCAUCAUCACCUAUAGUUGGAGCUGUCAUACUUAAUGUGGCUCAUUGUGCCUUGUUUAAUAAACAAACACUACCUUCUGAAAA
Molecule: messenger RNA, 1611 nt
Organism: Centropristis striata (black sea bass)
Lineage: Eukaryota; Metazoa; Chordata; Actinopteri; Perciformes; Serranidae
Product: transcription factor HES-5-like
Exons: 2
Coding region: 27-512 (161 amino acids)
Biological process (GO): regulation of neurogenesis; regulation of transcription by RNA polymerase II; anterior/posterior pattern specification
Cellular component (GO): nucleus
Molecular function (GO): DNA-binding transcription factor activity, RNA polymerase II-specific; RNA polymerase II cis-regulatory region sequence-specific DNA binding; protein dimerization activity
Source: RefSeq, a predicted model, not a curated record